AUGACCGCAGCCAGCCGGGCCAACCCCUACAGCAUCGUAUCAUCAGAGGAGGACGGACUGCACCUGGUUACCAUGUCAGGCGCCAACGGUUUUGGCAAUGGCAAGGUGCAUACACGGCGCCGGUGCCGCAACCGUUUUGUCAAGAAGAACGGCCAGUGCAACAUUGAAUUUGCCAACAUGGAUGAGAAGUCCCAGCGCUACCUGGCUGACAUGUUUACCACGUGUGUGGAUAUCCGCUGGCGCUACAUGCUGCUCAUCUUCUCUCUGGCCUUCCUUGCCUCCUGGUUGCUGUUUGGCAUUAUCUUCUGGGUCAUUGCUGUCGCCCAUGGAGACCUGGAGCCCACCGAGGGCCGCGGCCGUACACCCUGUGUGCUGCAGGUCCACGGCUUCAUGGCCGCCUUUCUUUUCUCCAUCGAGACGCAGACCACCAUUGGCUACGGGCUCCGCUGUGUGACUGAGGAGUGCCCGGUGGCUGUCUUCAUGGUGGUGGCACAGUCCAUUGUAGGCUGUAUCAUUGACUCCUUCAUGAUUGGUGCCAUCAUGGCCAAGAUGGCACGGCCCAAGAAGCGGGCUCAGACUCUGCUUUUCAGCCAUAAUGCUGUGGUGGCUCUGCGGGAUGGGAAGCUCUGUCUGAUGUGGCGUGUGGGCAACCUUCGCAAGAGCCACAUUGUAGAGGCCCAUGUGCGGGCCCAGCUCAUCAAGCCCAGGGUCACAGAGGAGGGUGAGUACAUCCCACUAGACCAGAUUGACAUUGAUGUGGGCUUUGACAAGGGCCUGGACCGCAUCUUCCUGGUGUCACCCAUCACCAUCUUGCACGAGAUUGAUGAGGCCAGCCCACUGUUUGGCAUUAGCCGUCAGGACCUCGAGACAGAUGACUUUGAGAUUGUGGUCAUCCUAGAAGGCAUGGUAGAGGCCACAGCCAUGACCACACAGGCUCGCAGUUCCUACCUGGCUAACGAGAUCCUGUGGGGCCACCGCUUUGAGCCAGUGCUCUUCGAGGAGAAGAACCAGUACAAGAUUGACUACUCACACUUCCACAAGACCUAUGAGGUGCCCUCUACGCCCCGCUGCAGCGCUAAGGACCUGGUGGAGAACAAGUUCCUCCUGCCCAGUGCCAACUCUUUCUGCUAUGAGAAUGAGCUGGCCUUCCUGAGCCGAGAUGAGGAGGAUGAGGUGGCUACAGACCGGGAUGGCCGCAGCCCUCAGCCGGAGCAUGACUUUGACAGACUGCAGGCCAGCAGUGGUGCCCUUGAGCAGCGGCCCUACAGACGCGAGUCAGAGAUUUGAGUGCUCUUGACUUCGGUGCAGCACCAUCCUGACCACGAUAGGUCCCAUGUCCCUUGGGGGCCUGGGUUGGAGCAGAGCAAGCCAAAUGCCUCGGGUCACAGACUCAGUAGCAUCUUAGUCUUCUCAUGUUUUUUCGCAAUAGCUUGGGGAGGUUGGAGGGAGAGUGGGUGACCAGAAUGAACAGCCCAUGGCCUCAGAUGUACACGCAUGGGCAAGGGGGUGACCUCUUGGGGUAAGGUAAACCACAGGAAUGGGGGACUCUGCUGGAGGCCUUGGAAGCAGCUCAGGAGAGGUCCCAGCCCUGUGGGGAAAGCGGUGUAUGCGCACUUCAUUGGUUUCUAACUUGGAUGAGACUGUUUACAAACAACAACAACAAACACAAGAAAACACUAACAUGUGGUUGAAUUUUUAAAAUUUGUGGUGUGGGGACAGUUAGAAUUCUACUCAGUGCUGCCAGGCAAAGCAGCUGGAUGGGGUGCCCCAAGGUUCUGGGAGGUCUGGUGUCUCCCUCACGUGUGCCAGGGCCCUGCAAGUUGUCAUGCUUAAGGAUGAAUCAGGCUUGUGACCAUGUUAAUGAUCCUAAUAAAGUGUCUGGGUGUCUCUGGGGGUGGGGGCCCACUAGGAUGAAUCCGGCUUGAUCUUUUGUGAUUGACUUUGCACCUCAGCUGCAUCAGGGCUGGCUUUAGGACCCAGGGGAGGCCCCCUUCCGUGCUCCCCUGUGCUCCGCUCCCUCUCUGUCCCAGGUCUCCACCCCUUGCAUUGAGGGGCAGUAGGGAACACCAGAGUGGGUGCUUCUUAGGAAAGGACACUCAGGAAAUUAGCAUGGGGUCCGGUUCCCACAUUCCCAGGAAGUGGGUCAGCCCCACACCUGCUGGAUUCACAGCUCGAGUUGUGCCUUAGACACUCUGGUUGUCUGGCUUCAGUCAUUUUUGGUUUAUCAGACUUGUCUAAUCCUUCCCUGCUGCCCCUAACUCCACUCCUGAAGCCCCCACAAGCCCCUCCCAGGAUGCAGAGGCUGUGCUCUACCUGUCUCACGGUUCCCAUGUUCCUAUCUCCUUUUCUCCCACACUCCUGGGGCGGAAUGAGGUAGCCCAGCCGGCCCCAGCCAGUUAUCUGCUGCUGGAAAGAGAGGAACACCCCCCUCCCUCCCUCAGCCUCCACCUGACCCCGGCCACCAUAGAGAUGACCAGAGAAAUGUCAUGAAACAAAGAAUUUCUGUUUAGCCUUUAGGGGCCUGUGAUGGAGCUGUUCCUCCUUCCCUAGGCCCCAAGCCAUGGAGUCUUCCCGAUAGUGCCCAGUCAGGGAGACCUGAGGUGGGCUUGCUCCCAGACAUCCAGCUUAAGAUUUCAUGCUAAUUUCUAGGCUAGAAGAUUUUGCCUAGACUGCCGCAGAGGCCUCGGCUCCCUUGUGUUCUUAGCCUGGCCUCUGCCCUCAAAUCUCACUGACUUUUCUAGCCUUGGCCCUAAGGCCUGAGGGUGCGUUCAGCAUGGGAGUGCUUGGCUGUCACCCACCUCUGUCCAGUUGUCAGGCUGGAGGUUGGGGAGGGAAGAAGGGCAGGUCCUGGCCACCGGCUACCACUGUGGGAGCCGAGGCACCUUUUGCUAUUCCCGAGUAGAUGGGCCUGCAUCCAGAGUAGGGUCUGAGGGGCUCCUGGUCCCACAAGGCCUGCUCCUAGCUCAUUUCAGUGGCCCAUCCUCCCAGGUCCAGGCCUGCCAGAAUGGUCCAGGCCCUGGGCCCUGCUGGAGAGCAGCUCAAGCUGCCUUUCUUUCAUCUCUGCCAAAGGCAGGCAGAUGCUGCAUUUUCCAAUUCUCCUGCCCUCUUUUUUCUCUUUCCCUGUAUUUAUUUAUUGCUUGUGCUAAAGACCAAACUAGCCACUCCCUUCAGUGCACCUAGUGGGGGAGGCCACUGAGAGGGGAGCCAUGUGCCUGUGCCGAGCAGGAAAGCUUGGCCCCUGGGGAGUGCAUGAGGAGGGAAGCCAGGGUGUGUGUGCAUGCAUGUACAGAUGCGCUCACAUGAUUGUCUCCUUGUGUGUGAGUCCUGGUAUACAGAUACAUGGUAUACACGGGUGUUUGUAUACAGGUAGUCUGUGUGUGUCUGCCCACAGGUAUGUGUGUGCUUGUGCUUUUUUUAUUGGGGUGAGGUGGGUUUGGUGCUCACUAACCUGAACUACUCAGGUUGGGUGCUGGCCACAGACAUAACCGCAGUCCGACGUGAGUCCCUGCCCUGCCCUGGAUCUGCAGGCUGUAUGCGGAGUGUGCAGCCGUUUGAGGAGUCUGAUGGUAAGCCUCUGCACCAGGUCCUGAUGGAGGCCCUGGGUGCAUCUGUGCAUGCGAACCUGUGUGAGUGCGUGGAGGUCCCAGGGUGCGUGUCUGUGAAUGUCAGUGGGGUGGGUGCUGUGUACAGCGUGUGAGAGCUGCCCAGAAUGAAGCGGCUGCCCUGAGCCCAUGCUGGUGCUGUGCCACCUGGUCCUUGCCAGCUGAGGGUCUGGGGGGCAGAAGGACACACCAUAGGGAGGCCCCUGUAUGGGUGUCUGCCCUGUGUGAGGUCACAGAAUGUUAAAUCUAUUUUAAAUGGUGAAACUGGAGAAUUUUCAUGUUAUUUUCAAUACAUGGUGGUAUCUAAAGAUGUAGGCAAUGAGA
Peromyscus eremicus (cactus mouse) is the source of this 3926-nucleotide messenger RNA. It is a transcript of the gene Kcnj12, whose product is annotated as potassium inwardly rectifying channel subfamily J member 12. The transcript has a single exon. The record is from RefSeq and is a predicted model, not a curated record. Gene Ontology annotation, molecular function: inward rectifier potassium channel activity. Gene Ontology annotation, cellular component: plasma membrane. Gene Ontology annotation, biological process: potassium ion import across plasma membrane; regulation of monoatomic ion transmembrane transport. Bases 1 to 1287 code for a protein of 428 amino acids. Lineage: Eukaryota; Metazoa; Chordata; Mammalia; Rodentia; Cricetidae.